Molecule: messenger RNA, 2589 nt
Organism: Phyllotreta striolata
Lineage: Eukaryota; Metazoa; Arthropoda; Insecta; Coleoptera; Chrysomelidae
Source: the annotation of a GenBank genome assembly
UUUCCGGCGCAAUCCGCCAUUAAUCAUCAUUGUUAUUCAUAAGGUGUAGUGUUAGUGUUUUUCUUGGCAGAUCCAUUGGAAGUGACAAAAGUAUCGCUUAACAGAACUUCGAAUGGAUCAACCAAACAUGACACUAAUGCAUCCUCCACCGAUCCAACCUCCCAUGCAAUCCGGCAUGGGGGUGGGCCAUCCGAGGCGCGGCAACCGCGCCAAGGGCCACAACCUCGACGGCGGCAUCCCCAAGAGGAUGUCCUUGAACGAGGAGGCGAAGCUGCUCUAUUCGCAGGAGAUGAGCAGCGUGCCGUCGAAGACGCCGGUCAGCGUGCUGCAGGAGUUGCUCAGCCGCCGCGGCAUCACGCCCAAGUACGAGCUGGUCCAAAUCGAGGGGGCCAUCCACGAGCCGAUCUUCCGCUAUCGCGUGUUCCUCAACAACGAUUUGGUCGCCACCGGCACGGGUCGCUCGAAGAAGGACGCCAAGCACACGGCCGCCAAGAACCUGUUGGAUUUGAUGAUCGGCAAAAUCAGCAGCGAGCAGGCCAAUCAGGCCAACGGCACGCCCGGCGCGGCUGAUAUAACUAAUCAGGUGGUGUCGCCGUACGACGAUAAAGUGAUGGGGAAUCCCAUCGGUUGGUUGCAGGAGAUGUGCAUGUCGAGGCGCUGGCCGCCUCCGUCCUACGAAAUGGAGCACGAGGAAGGGUUGCCUCACGAAAGGCAAUUCACCAUCGCUUGUCAGGUGUUGAAGUUCCGCGAAAUCGGCACGGGGAAGUCGAAGAAAUUGGCCAAACGAAUGGCGGCGCAUAAGAUGUGGCAAUCUUUGCAGGAUUUACCGUUGGAAGGUAACAGCAUACCAUCGGCGUUUGGGAGCGACGAAGACUUGGCCAGUAAACUCGGCAACAUUCAAAGCCGUUACAGCGGACUGAAAGACACUAAAAUUACGAAAUUGGGCAAUCAGCAAUCACAUAAAGUAUCGCAGUUCCAUAAAGGUUUAAAAAAUUCCUCUGGCAAAAAGUUGGCAGAGCUGCAGAGCGUGGUAAUGAACGCGAAGGACUUCAACUUCGUUCAAUUCCUGCACGAGAUCGCCACGGAGCAGGGAUUCGAAGUGACGUACGUGGACAUCGAGGAGAAAUCGCUGAGCGGCCGCCAUCAGUGUUUGGUGCAAUUGUCCACGUUGCCGGUGGCCGUUUGUUGCGGAGUGGGCAAGAGCCCCAAGGAGGCGAAGGCGUCGGCCGCCCAUCACGCCCUCGAGUACCUGAAGAUCAUGACCAAGAAAUGAACGCGGACCGGUGAAGCUGCUGUGGAAGAGGCCUCGAAUUUUUGCACGUAACAUUCACGCGGACCGUCGAUCGUACGAAUCAUUUUUGUUUGUUUGAAUUUAUCCAUAUAAAGAAAAAAUUGCAAUUCGAGGUCGGUUGUUUCUGUCGCGGUCGAAAGGGCGUUGGCGGCGCGUUGUAUAAGCUUUCUUCUCUUGGUAAUAAUUUUUACACGACUCGUUUCUAACUUAACGAGGGUUUAGUUUGUUAUAUUUUUGUUUUUCGUUUGAUUUGUUAUUCGUAACAAGUUUAAGGUAUUCGCUUUUGGUCGCUUUUCACGUGAACAAACAUUGCAAUAAUAACCUAAAGAAAUGGCAAUAAUACAUAUUGAAUUAGCUUCUGUAAUCGAUACAUAUUUAUUUGUAAUUAAGGCGAAAUAGUUUCUAAUUGAGUAAAUUUUUUCCAUUGAGUUUCUGUACGUGAAGGGUGACCAAGAGCCUGCAAAGAGAAGGAUAGCGCAUAAUUUUACAAGCUAUACUUUGCAUAGAAUUAGUGGUUUUUUUCGAAAAGUAUUUAUUUUGUUUGUAAAAUUUAUAAGCUCUUGGUAUGCGUAUUGGAUGUGCGUGCGGAUUUACAUUGCACAGUUUAAAUCUACUAAUAUUCUAUGAUGUGUACGGGCUAACGCGAGAGAAACGUUAGUAAUAUUAGUAAAUUACCAGAUAUUAACUGGAAUUCGAGCUUUAUUUUUUUAAUUAAUUACACUUCUGGCGUAAACAAAAUGUAACUUUGGUUACGUUUGUAGAUGUUAGGAUGGCAUUUUUAAUGGCGCUCCAAUCAGUUUGGGGCCCGUUCGUUAAUAUCUGGGCUUAUUAAAUAUUUAAACGGUGGUUAUUAUCGUAUCAAGUAGAUAGUUUAUAGAGUUAAUACAUUAUUAUUAGGCACUAGUUCUUUAUUAUAAUCAUGAAAUAUAAGGUAAUGUAUAUUGAAUGUAUUUUAUAAUAGUGCCCCGAUAAUAUGAUAUGUAUUUAUUGUAUUGUGAAAAGGGAGCAUUUAUUUAAUGCAAAGUAUAGAGGUUGUACCCAAACUUUUUUUUUAACGGUAAUACACCCAGAUAAAAAUAACAAAUAAACGUACCUAAUCAAUUCCAUCGAUAUACUCUUACGUUAUUGAAAAUAUUUGUACAUUUCUUUGAUGGGUUGUUAUCACGUAAUUAACAUAUAUGUCAAUAGAAAUUUUUUAGACACAAACCGUCAAUAUAGCAUGCUAUUGUCGUCAGAUUGUCUAAAGAUCCCCAGCAGAAUAGUUUCGUUUUAUUUAGUACAUAGUUUGUGAUUUAUAU